Aplysia californica (California sea hare) is the source of this 931-nucleotide messenger RNA. Its product is annotated as poly(ADP-ribose) glycohydrolase 1-like. Gene Ontology annotation, molecular function: poly(ADP-ribose) glycohydrolase activity. Gene Ontology annotation, cellular component: nucleus; cytoplasm. The transcript is spliced from 6 exons. The record is from RefSeq and is a predicted model, not a curated record. The coding region runs from base 182 to 931 and encodes 249 amino acids. NCBI's taxonomy places the organism in Eukaryota, Metazoa, Mollusca, Gastropoda, Aplysiida, Aplysiidae. Gene Ontology annotation, biological process: carbohydrate metabolic process; nucleotide-sugar metabolic process; ATP generation from poly-ADP-D-ribose.
AUGACAACAAACAUGGAAGUCAUCGUAAAAUUUGUGGAAACCUUGCACACUCCUUUUUAUAUAUUUAUCGUGAAAAAUAGCCGCCAUUGAGUCUUUCACGUCUAGACUGCUCGAAUAUGUGAAAGGGGCUUUUAGGCGGGUGGCCGUGUUACCAGGCCGUCACUUGAGAAGGACGUCGAGAAUGGAGGAAGAAGACGCGAACACCCUGACCCUGCCCCCAGACCGGCCGGGCUGGCCAGCGGUCAGGGGGUUCUUGGUGGAGUUGAAAGGUCGCCUCAUGGGUAGAGAUAUUGAUGAACAGGAGACGGGCUGGUACAUGCAAGUGCUGUACACCACCAUACAGUCAGACCGCGUCCCCCCCACCUCGACCACCACCAGCACUACCAGCACCAGGGGGCGCCCACCACCACUGCCACCACCACCACCGUCAUCAUCGGGUGGCCAGGGCGAGGCUGUGAGGUCACAAGUACAGGCCAUGAGGUCACAGGUUCAAGCCAGCGUGAAGAAAAAGCUCAGCCCCACCUGUGUGUGGUACGGGGUGCUCAAGUUCCUGAAAAAAGUGCCGAAGGACGAAGCCAACAAGUUUCUGCACUCCACUCUGCCGCGAAUUAUCGAGAUGGCUUUGAGGAUAGAAGAGCUCCGGCCGGAUAAGUCUUUGCCCGUGUGUAGAGCCCAAGAUGAGAGUACAGUGGUUCUUAGCCGCCAGUUUGUGUGUUCUGUGGUGGCCAGCUUUUUCCUGUGUCUGUUCCCGGAGAGGACCCGAGACAAAACGUCCAAGAUGAACAUCGUCAACUUUACGUCUUUCUUCAAGCACUUGCCUAUCCCGUCCCAAGUAGCCAAGCUGCGCUGUAUCUUGCAUUACUUUGAGUGUGUCAUCGAGAGAGAGAUGAACCUACCGGGGCAGAUUGUCUUUUCCAGAAAGUUUAAGUGA